AUGGCGGGGCGCGGGGUGGCGCGGAGCUGCGUGCAGACGGCGCUCAAGGCGGCCAACUCCCUCGUGGGCCUCGCCGGCAUGGCCGUCAUCCUCUACGCGCUCUGGAUGCUCCGGGCCUGGUCCGCGCAGGCCGCUCACCUCCACCAACACCUCCCCGUCCCCUGGUUUAUCUACACUCUUCUUGGCCUCGGAAUCGUCAUGUGCUUGCUCACUUGCUCUGGUCAUAUUGCCGCGGAAACUGCCAACGGUGCAUGCCUGUCCUGCCACAUGAUCUUCGUUUUCUUACUUGUAAUACUGGAAGGUGCGACCACCGCUGAUGUAUUUCUGAAUAGCAACUGGGAGGAGGAUUUCCCCGAGGAUCCAUCUGGGAAUUUUGCCGAGUUCAAAGAGUUUGUUAGAUCAAAUUUUCAGAUAUGUGAAUGGGUAGGCCUCUCGGUGGUGGGUGCUCAGGCACUAUCAAUCAUUCUUGCAAUGGUACUCAGGGCCCUUGGUCCUGAACGCGAAAUUGACUACGACAGCGAUGAUGAUGCAGUGCCUGCAAGGUUGCCUCUCCUAAGAAACCAGGCCCAGCAUGGUUCAAGCUAUGUUGAAACUAACUUACCUCGCAGGAGUGAUUCAUGGACUCUGCGAAUCUUAGAUAAGGCUAACAAAUAAGGAUUUCUAACACUACAUGGCUAACCCUUCGGAAAGAGCACCAGUGCGUCCCUGUGGGUUACAGCCGACCUGAUGCAUGAUACCUUUUCUCUGAAGUAGUGAGGAUUCAUAUGACGGCGUGGUACCUAACGGCUAGGCUAGUUUUAUGGUCUUUCAACAUGCGCAAGUAUUUGAGUAGCAUGUAACUAAUCUUACAGCACCUUGAUGUAUGGGAAUAAUACUGUAAAAACGUUUCACUGAGAGAUGAUGGCUUGAUGCCUCGUGUUAAUGGAGACAAAAAGGGAAACAACCUGAUUGUUCAGUGUCAAGCAUUCUCUGUUUCUGUUUACUUUUUUUUUAUUAGAAUGUGGGGUUU
Molecule: messenger RNA, 1009 nt
Organism: Lolium rigidum
Lineage: Eukaryota; Viridiplantae; Streptophyta; Magnoliopsida; Poales; Poaceae
Product: tetraspanin-19-like
Exons: 6
Coding region: 1-654 (217 amino acids)
Cellular component (GO): membrane
Source: RefSeq, a predicted model, not a curated record